AUGAAACAAUUUGCUCCUCCCUAUUCACUGUGGACUCCCCCUCCCUCUCUCAGUAGGGCAGCUUAUCAAGAUUUUGGUGAUGUGGUAACGUUUGACACCACGUACUUGACAAACAGAUACGGGAUGCCCUUUGCUCCAUUUAUGGGUGUAAACCAUCAUGGGCAGUCCAUUCUCUUGGGAGCAGGGUUAAUUUCCAGUGAGGACACAGAGACUUUUACAUGGUUAUUUCAGACUUGGCUGCAGUGUAUGGAUGGUAUAGCCCCGCCAGCUAUUAUUACUGACCAAGACAGAGCAAUGAAAAAUGCAAUUACCAUUGUAUUUCCAAAAACUAGACAUAGAUUUUGCCUCUGGCAUAUAUUGAAAAAAGUCCCCGAGAAGCUUGGCUCGCAUCGUGCCUACAAAAGUGGCCUAAAAACUCAACUGAUGAAAUGUGUGUAUGACACUCAAACUAUUGAAGAGUUUGAGAAAUCGUGGGAAGAGGUAAUUAGUACGUACAACUUGCAAGAGAAUGUUUGGUUGCAAAGUUUGUACACUGAGCGCACACAUUGGGUACCGGUGUUUCUAAAGGAGUAUUUUUGGGUUGGCAUGAGUACAACACAACGGAGCGAAAGCAUGAAUGCAUUCUUCGACGGAUAUGUUCAUGCGAAGACAAACUUGAAGAAGUUUGUCGACCAGUUUGACAAUGCCUUGAGAAAGAAAAUCGAGAAUGAAAUCAGUUCGGACUUCCACUCAUUUAGUGUUACAAUACCAUGCAUAUCUAGAUCUCCAAUCGAGAAGAGAUUCCAAGAGUUGUACACGAAUGCAAAAUUUAGGGAAGUUCAACAGCAAGUUAUGGGUGUGCUCGAUAUGGAUCCAUCUCUACUUAGACGGGAUGGUGUGAAGAAGACCUACUUGGUUGAAGAUGAAAUUUGUGUUGAGGAGUUCAUGAAACAUGUUACAUAUUAG
Messenger RNA from Juglans regia (Persian walnut), 945 nucleotides. RefSeq names its product protein FAR1-RELATED SEQUENCE 5-like. Gene Ontology annotation, biological process: regulation of DNA-templated transcription. Bases 1 to 945 code for a protein of 314 amino acids. The record is from RefSeq and is a predicted model, not a curated record. The transcript has a single exon. NCBI's taxonomy places the organism in Eukaryota, Viridiplantae, Streptophyta, Magnoliopsida, Fagales, Juglandaceae.